UUAUGUUAGGUGCGUGUGCGUUAGGCAGUUGCACUCAGUUGCACUUGCACCUUCGCACAAUUUACACACGGCACAGAAGCGGCGGGCGGCGAGAGGUUGACAGAUAAACGUGUGACCCGUGGAAAAGUGCGAUAAACAUGAACAAAAUGCAGGAAAAGUCUGUCGAGAAGGACGAAAUUAAUCUCUUUAAUCCCACUAUACUGGAUAGAUUACCGAUAUCCCAUGUUGCUGGAUUACUCAUAAGACCACUGAAAAGUACAGAUUAUGAUAAAGGUUUCUUAGUCCUCUUGUCACAAUUAACAGAUGUUGGGAAUGUUACCCAGGAACAAUUCUUAAAUAGAUUCUACAGUAUGAAAACUGCUGGUGGUUACUACGUCGUGGUCAUUGAGGAUGUAAAUUCUGGAAAAGUGAUAGCAUGUGCAUCAUUAGUUGUAGAACAAAAAUUUAUUCAUAAUUGUAGCUUGCGAGGACGUCUAGAAGAUGUAGUGGUUAAUAACAAUUACAGAGGCAAGUCAUUGGGAAAACUGGUAGUGACGAUUAUAGUACAAUUAGCUCGCUACUUUCACUGUUACAAAUUAUCCUUGGACUGUGUUGACCGUCUAGUACCAUUCUACGAGAAUAUAGGCUUCAAGCGGGAGACUAACAAUGCCAAUUAUCUUAAUAUGCGCUUCCAUGGUGAGAAUGCCACCGAACAGUCUCACUUAUAAUAACUGGCUUAUCAUGAUCUACUGGCAAUGGUAAUCAAGUACUUACUUGUUCAUAGUACAGUGUAUGAACUGGAAAAUUGAAUCAUCAUAUUAUAUAUUUUCAAGUUAUAUUAGAUUUAAAGAACGGAUAUACAGUACAUAUCCAAAAUUGGAUAUAAAUGGUUUAAUUAUUAAACAAAAUACUGUAAUUCAUAUGUUCUCUCUAUAAAGAAAAUCUCAUUAUUUUACUAAAGAAUUUUAAGAAAUUUUUUUUAUAAAAGAAAAUUUAUUGUAUACUAACAAUGGUGCGAAUUAAAAUAAAUUAUUUAAUAUUUUUUUCUACAUAUUAACAUAAGUAUUAUACAUAAUUAAUGUGUUGUGCGCGCGCACGUUUCAAUUUUGAAAAAUGGAUCCUAUACACAUAUAAAGUACAUUGUCACAUUACAUUACAGAUUGUAUAGGUUGUAAAAAAAAUUGUUAAAUAAAAUAAUUUUUACUUAA
Molecule: messenger RNA, 1187 nt
Organism: Monomorium pharaonis (pharaoh ant)
Lineage: Eukaryota; Metazoa; Arthropoda; Insecta; Hymenoptera; Formicidae
Gene: Gnpnat
Product: probable glucosamine 6-phosphate N-acetyltransferase
Exons: 5
Coding region: 138-707 (189 amino acids)
Biological process (GO): UDP-N-acetylglucosamine biosynthetic process
Cellular component (GO): endoplasmic reticulum; Golgi apparatus; endoplasmic reticulum-Golgi intermediate compartment
Molecular function (GO): glucosamine 6-phosphate N-acetyltransferase activity; monosaccharide binding
Source: RefSeq, a predicted model, not a curated record